CAUUGUUUAAAAGCCAUAAAAAUUUACGACAACGGCAAUGCUGAAAGGAGGAAGUGAACAUGUAAGAGUUACUUAGUCUAGUAUUGAACGUGCUCAAUCCCUCACAGCAUUGAUGCAGACAUGACUUUUCUUUAUGUUGCUCACCUGAUACUCGCUGGUCUCAUGGGAAUCCAAAGCAUAACUACUGUCAGUCAAGUGGCAGUGAAGGCUGGAGAUUCCAUCUCCAUCCCAUGCCUAUAUGACUUGAGAUACAAAGAUAAUGAGAAAUACUUGUGUAAACAAAGACGGUGGGGCAUCUGCGAAAAUGUAGUUAAUACAAACCAGCCAGAUACUUCAGGACUGUUUUCAAUCUCUGAUGACAAAACACAAGGUAUCUUCACAGUCACUUUUAAUAAUCCAAUGGUUGAAGGUACAAGCUUCUACAGGUGUGCAAUCGUGAGACGUGUCCUGGAUAUCAAAAGAACUUUUAAGCUGUCAGUCCACCGAGGUAUGCCAAAUCUGUACGUGGAAGAACAGGAAAUCACAGCAUUUGAAGGAGGAAGUGUGACUGUCAAGUGCCACUUUUACAAUACAAAAGUAACCAAGUGGUGCCGGCUGGACCGCAACUGCGUGUCAGAUCUGACUGGAUCAAUCGAUGGAGCAACAUUCACCAUCAACACAAGUGUCUCAAAUGUGUUCACUGUGACUAUGAGUGGACUGAGGGUAGAGAACAGCGGCUGGUAUUGGUGUGAUAAAGGAGACUUACAGAUGCCAGUGCAUAUAACUGUUUAUGAGUUAAACUCAACUAUUUCAACUACUUCAACUACUUCAACUACUUCAACUAUUUCAACUAUUUCAACUACAAUGGGCACCAAUACAGCAACGACACUUCAAAGCACUAUCCAGAAUGCCUCCCUGUUUACAAGUGUAGAGCCAGAUACAGUUCAGCCCUCCUUCUCCACCGUAAUCGGGACAGGCGGAGAGAGCCUACAAGACAAAAACAAGAGCACCACUUUAAUAUCGAUUAUCACCUCAACCCUGGUCUUACUGCUGUUGGUUGUUCCCACUGCCUUUUUUGGAUGGAGAGUGAUGAAUAAACGUAAUAAAACCAAGACCGGAGGGCCAAUCAUUACUGGGGGCUCAGAAGUUAAGGAAGAUACUGAGCUGCACUAUGCUGCCAUUAUUCAAAAUCCACAUGCAGCAUCCCAGCAGACGCAGAAUAUACCAGAAGAGAGUGUCACUUACAGUACCAUUGUAUUGAACCAUAGUGUAUGACAAAUGCAGACUGAACCAGUCGAUGGAGGUGUGAUCUACAGCACUAAAACUAAAAUAAAUACUCAUCAGCAGAAAAGAUGUGAAGACAAGUAUGGCUACACAUAUUAUAACAUUAUGGAUACAUAAUCAACCCAGCAAUCUGUAUUAGAGACGUGUGCAAUUGAGAGACUUCCAUGUACAGAUGUUUUUUUUUUCUGUGCAACCCUGCAAACUUACAAACUGUAUAUUAAUAAUGUUGAAAAAAAAUUGGAUUUUUUUUCUUUUUAUCCACCACGUUUCAAAGUCAAGAUUUCCGGAAGGCCAGAGCACCACUGUUUUGUUGCUCUACAAAUAGAAGUGUGAUGUAAAACAUUUGUCACAUUUUCUGUUUGCCACAUUGAGUAAGAGCCAUUUCUGCCAAUAAUUGACCAAAUGUAGGAAGUGAGUCAGUAAAAAGGUUUAAUUCUUGUUACAGCUUCCCCUUUUGAAGUUGACAUCAUACCAUUGAAUAUAAUCAUGAUCUAGAAAUGGAUCUUUUAUAAUUAUCAUCCCUAAUCCUCUUCUUCACUUUGGCUUUAAUAAGAUCCUGUACAUAUUGCUACUAAGGCUGCAACCAAAUAAUUCAGUCUAAAACCAAAAUACAUUCAGUUUAAUUGUAUGUGCAACAAAGAAAAGCAGGAAAUCUCUGUAAUUGAAAGGCUGAAAAAGACUUUAACAAUUAACCAUUUUUUUGCCAAUUUACUUUUCAUUGUAGCUGCAGUUUUUAGAUAUGUCUGAUUAUCGCCUCAUUUCUUAUCAAUAAUCCAGUUUAAUAAUACAAUAUAAUAAUCUGGUAUUUAGUCAAGGAGGACAACUACAGGAUUAGCUCGGGGACGUGGUUUACUAUUCUGUUGACACAAUUGCUAAAUGAAAAAAUGUCAAGGAUAUAUUUAUUGUUGAACCUUGUGAGAAGUGUAUGUCUUAAUAAUGUGUCUUAAUUUAUUGUGCAAAUAAAAACAGAACAUUUAAAAAAAAUGAACAACAUAACUACAUCUAACCUUUAUUGUUGUUGAGUUUUAAUGCAAUGUAAAAUGAAGCUGUUUGCAGUUGUAGCUGCAUCAUCCAACUCAGUUAUCCAAACAGUCUUCAAGAGGAAGAGAAAGGACGUUUUGGUCUCUUGCGAUUGCACGUUUAUGAAAAUCAGGAAGUAAAAAGAUCCGAGCCUAUAAGUUCAUGUUGUUUUGUGUUACUUGACUUUCACUCACUCACGC
This is a messenger RNA of Eleginops maclovinus (Patagonian blennie), 2483 nucleotides long. RefSeq lists its product as uncharacterized. The transcript has 9 exons. Lineage: Eukaryota; Metazoa; Chordata; Actinopteri; Perciformes; Eleginopidae. Gene Ontology annotation, molecular function: transmembrane signaling receptor activity. The record is from RefSeq and is a predicted model, not a curated record. Gene Ontology annotation, cellular component: plasma membrane. The coding region runs from base 121 to 1254 and encodes 377 amino acids.